UUCAAAAAGAACGUUAAUGAAACGGACUUACGGCAUUGUGUUCAGCUCUUAUAAGCCAAAUAAGAUUAGACGUGUGUUACAUUUCUCGACAUUUCGAAAGUUUAAGUUCUUCACAGUCGCCGUUAGUAGUACUAAAAACACAAGAAACAAAGAAAAAUGAACCCGGACGAACCUUCGACUUCUUCAAAAAGAAAACCUAGAAAGAGAACUCACAGUAACAUAGAACUUGAAGUAGAAAGUGAACAAACGAAACAGCAAGAACACGAUGUGCCGAUACAAAAGAAAGAGGCAAAGGAACGCCAAGCAACAAAUAUUCUUGACUGCCCAGAUAUACUUUUACUUCGUAUAUUCCUACAUGUAGACGAAGAAGAUUUGAGAAAUCUCAGAUUGUUACGCCAGAGAUGUCAACAAAUAUUAUUUGUUCCCCAUGUCCAAUCUCUUCUUGACACAAACAAAUUUGAAGAAAUACUCAUGUACAGAAACAAUCAGUUUCAAAACUAUUUGUUGUCAAAUAUUAGUCGCUGUAUAAGUAGAUGUACUAAUUUGAAGAUAUUACAUAUUAGACAUUAUUCACAUGUUACAAGAAAGGAUAUCAAUAUCCAGUCGUCGACAUUAUCAAACUUGGUAGAGUUGGAUAUAACUGGUUGUUCUGUAACUUUGGAGGAUGUUAAACAUUUUAAGUCACGAAGACCUAAGUACGCCAAAGAAAAAGAAGCAACCACAAAAGAUGACAAGUCGUAAUACUAUUGAAAUCAAA
Pseudomyrmex gracilis is the source of this 757-nucleotide messenger RNA. RefSeq lists its product as uncharacterized. The record is from RefSeq and is a predicted model, not a curated record. The coding region runs from base 157 to 741 and encodes 194 amino acids. The transcript is spliced from 7 exons. Lineage: Eukaryota; Metazoa; Arthropoda; Insecta; Hymenoptera; Formicidae.